UAUCGAUUCGCUAAUUCUCUAUUAAAAUUUAACCCUAUUACGGGCUUGUUACUUUGUUCUCUCCAAAAAAUGAGAUUGAAUUCAAGAAAAUAGGAAAAACCCUAAUGUUGCCGUUGUAACAAUCAUCCGCAACUCCGCAAGUGUUUCCAGAAUCAAAACCCUAUUAAUAUAUCUAAAAGAUUUAAUUCUCUGCUGGCGAUUCAAUUUUGGAUUUGACUCUCGGAGCUAUGGGCAACUCAAUUAUGGAAAUAAUUUGCAAUGGAGCCUAAGACUCACUCUUUUUUGGCUUGGGAAUACGAUGGAAUGAAGCAAACUGGCUUACUGAACUGUGAGUCCAUGCAAUUUUCAACGCGAUUUUCACUAUGAGUCAUCCGGAAAAAGUCUCUCCGUGCUUUAGUACAGGGGUAAUUUGUUUUCUAGUUGCAAUUUGACAGGUCAUCUUUUUGCUAGAAGGAGCAACUGAUGCUCAGAAUGGAUAGCGAUAGCCCACUGGAGCAUACACUUUGUUACAUUCUCAGCCAGAUCAAUCCUUCAAAAGAUGAUUGGUCCUUUAGGUUUCAAAUAAUUGAAGAACUCCGAGCUGUUGUGCAACCUAUAGAAAGUUUGAGAGGUGCGACAGUGGAACCAUUUGGGUCAUUUGUAUCUGAUCUCUUUACAAGGUGGGGGGAUCUCGAUUUAUCUAUAGAGUUGGCUAAUGGUUCCUAUAUCUCAUCUGCCGGGAAGAAGCAAAAGCAAAGUUUACUGGAAGAUGUUUUAAAAGCAAUGAGGUGUAGAGGAGGGUAUCGGAAAUUAAGGUUAAUUACUGGUGCAAGAGUCCCUAUUUUGAAGUUUGAGGCAAGGUAUAACAUCUCCUGCGACAUAUCAAUAAACAAUUUGUGUGGCCAAAUGAAGUCCAAACUGCUCUACUGGAUCAGUACAAUUGAUGAACGAUUCCGUCCCAUGGUUUUACUGGUCAAGGAAUGGGCGAAGGCACAUAAAAUUAAUGAUUCAAGAAAUGGAUCGAUGAAUUCAUAUUCGCUCAGCAUGCUAGUUAUCUUUCACUUUCAGACUUGUGAACCUGCUAUUUUACCUCCGCUGAAAGAAAUAUAUCCAGGAAAUAUGGUGGAUGAUCUUUCAGGCGUGAGGGUUACUGCAGAGAAGCAUAUUGAAGACACAUGUGGCAACAACAUAAACCAAUUUAAAUCUAAUCGGUUCCGACCCCGUAAUCGCAGUUCUCUAUCUGAUCUCUUCAUUUCAUUCCUCGCGAAGUUUUGUGACAUUGGGUGCAAAGCUUCUGAUCAAGGGAUUAGCACAUACACUGGACAAUGGGAAGACAUUCAAGGGAACAUGAGUUGGUUACCAAAAACAUAUGCACUAUUCAUUGAAGACCCCUUUGAACAACCUGCUAACACAGCAAGAAGUGUCAGCAGCACCCAACUGGAAAACAUAACUGAAUCAUUCCAGGCAACCUUUAAUUUGUUAACAUCUCCUGACCAAAAUCCGCAUGUGGUCAUGUCUAGUCUUACUAGGCCACAAUUGCCAAAUUAUGUGGAGAGAGCACCACCUGCUAGGAUCCACAUCAAUCAUCACACCAGAAAUUUUAUUGGAGAACAACAAACAACUGUCCGUCGUCCGAAAUUACCCAUGCCUAUCCUCACUAGGCCUCAUAUCCCAAAUGUUGCAACGGGAGGUCCUACUAGAAUUAGUACUAGAGAACAGCACUGUUGCCCGAAUCAGGUAAUGUCUACUUUGACUAGGCCACAAAAAACAAAUUUUAUUGCAAGGCCUCCUGCUACAGAACAGGGAAACAAUAGUGGGAAAGGAAAUAGCAUUGUGGGGAUGCAUCACAAUGGGAAAACCAUAAAGCUAUCAUUACCUCAUCAAUUUCAAAAAAUGAUGAUCAAUGAGGGGAAGCAGCCAAAUACAGCAGUUGAUGGACGUAAUCAGGAUUCUUCUUUACUAUCACAGCCUGCAAGUAAUAGACAUGCACAUGAGUCUCCUGCUAAGAUACAGCCAAUCUGGAGGCCUAAAAAUGGCAAAAAGAGUGGUGAAUAAUUCCCAUGGCCUUGGAGGUUCUCUGCCCAGGAAUCUCCUGCUUUGCUUUGCAAAAAAUCAUGUUUGAUGCUAUAUUGCUGUCUAUGUUUUGUUUUUUAUGUUAACAAGUAGUAGUAGUGAUAUUUCAAGAUUUUCUGUUUUGCACUGUCAAUCUUGUAAUAAGCAUGUCAAUCAGCACCAUUUCUUCAAUAUGUUGUCUCAUUAUAUGUUCCAUGCAAUGAUGCAAUUAGAAACAACAUUUGGUGUGACCAUUGGUGGUUUUAGAAUUUCAUCUCAAUAUUCCUUUGCAAGGGGCCAAACAUUGAGCCUUUUUCUCAAA
Cuscuta epithymum is the source of this 2353-nucleotide messenger RNA. The record is from the annotation of a GenBank genome assembly. Lineage: Eukaryota; Viridiplantae; Streptophyta; Magnoliopsida; Solanales; Convolvulaceae.